AUGGCGCAUGCAAGAGCGCCAAAAAGCUUUGAUGUAGCGAUUACAAACACAACAACUACAAUUCCAGUCGAUUACGAUCGGGAGAAAUCACACCAAUCGCGAAAGCAACGAUUGGAACAUGGGAAAUCUCGGGAAGCCGAGCAGAAUUUACGGAAGGAUAUUGUUAAAAAGCAAAUCAUGGAAGCGUGUAUGGGCCUUAAGUUAGGUGAUUCUGAAAAAUUAGAAGACUUACCAGCAAUACCAAAUCUAUGUCAAUUGUUGAAGACACUUGCAGAACUCUCCGACGUGACGAUAGACAGUGACCUCAUGCAGGGUCCAAAAGACUUUUCAUGUCUUAUGCAAAUAUUAAAAAAACAUCGCUUCGGUUACAGCAACUUCGCCGAAUGUCGCGAAGUUCUAGCCCAACUUUUGAAAAUCUCGGGUUCACCAUACACGUCACAGUACCAAGCAGGACUUUUGAAAGAACUCAGCUACUUAUGGAACACGAAUCUUUCGAAAGCGAGCUACGAUAACGCAAUCAUAACCGCAAAACAGAGAGGCAUAUUUGUUCACAUCGAUGCACUGUUUUCAAAUGGCUUGAUAGAAGAUGCGAAGCUUAUUUUAGAGAAAUGUUUGCAUUGCAGUGAAGUGUCAGGAGACCAGUUGACAAUAGGUUACUCCCAACUGGCCGCGGCGAAAAUAUACUACAUGGAACAAAAGUACGAGCUAGCUCUGGCAGAGGAAGAAAAAUGUCUAGAAAUUGCCAAACGACUAAACGACAAACUCGUGGAAUGCGAAGCCACAUUACAAAUGGCGAGAAACCACUGUUACCUUUUUAACAUACAGAAAGCUUUAAAUCUCUUUUCCGAGGGGUUAAAAGUGGCUACAGAUUUAGGACAUCGUAAAAAGAUUAUGAAAACUAAAAUUAACCUAUCUUCCAUCUACACUUUAAUGGGGGAAUACAGAAAAUCCUAUCAAAUUAGCAAACAUUUAAGGAAGUAUGCGAGUUCAUAUGAAGACCAAGAGUUUGUGUAUACAGUUCUUUGCAACCUGUGCGUCAAUGCACUUCUUCUCAACGAAGAUAAAAAGUCCUUAAAGCUGGCCCGUAAAUCGUUGGCGGUGGCUGAGGAGUCUGGCGUAAAAAAGCAUAUUGCUUUAGCUCAUGGCAACAUAGGCCUGGCUCAGUUGAAAUUACAAGAUUUUGAUGAUGCACUCGAAAGUUUUGAGAAAUCUCUCAAACUAGGUGAAGAAAUUAAUGAUAACAGGAUUAUUAACAACAAUUAUUGUAAUCUUGGAAAAGCUUACGAGGGGAAAGGCGAUAAAAGCAUGGCUAGGAAGUACUAUCACAAGGCUCUCAACACGACUCAGCCACCUUCAUCUCAUUGGUGCGAUACCGAAGACUUUCGAUUCAGUCCAGACUACCUUCUUGGCAUGAUGGCAGUCAAAGAGAACGAGUAUCAAACUGCACAGAAAUUCUUUCAACAGGUUAUAGACCGAUGUGAAAAGUUUCGCAAGAGCGUUCAGGACACUCCAUUAAAGAUUUGUUUUAACGAUACACAGAAGAAACCUUUUCAGUAUUUGCAGCACGUGCUUUUAAGAGAAAAAGCCGAUGCAGAUGCACUGUUAGUCGGUGAGAUGGGCAGAGGAAGAGAUUUUUAUGAUAAGGUAAUAAAAGAAGAUCAAUCCAAGCAGCUAAAAACGCCGAAUGCUCUCUUAGAGUUAGCGAAAACAAACAAGCAAGCGAUACUCUUUUUAUCCAAACUGGACGUUGUCCAAGAAAUGAGAAUUUGGUUUAUUUCACCAAAUGGUGAAAUCUCUUCCUUCGAUCAAAAACUUCAUCGUUGGGAAAAGCCUCUUGAGGAUCUACGAAUUGUGUUUAAUCCACAUAUAAAUUAUAAAGAAAAGUCACUCCAGCAGACUAUCAAUGCACCGGGAUGCACAAUGGACCCAGGUAGCGAUGACACUGAAGUGUUGCACCCCUCAGAAAGUUGCCAUGCUCAUACAUUCCACCCAAACUGGCCAUACCAGAUUGAAAUUAGAGGCGUAGAAAACGAUGUAUUAAGUGGUCCUGAUUUCGAAUACGAAUCUGAAGAUGAUGAUUAUGAUGACAUCGAAGUUGGAGAGGAAAAUGAGACAAGCUGUGAUCAAUCUGGAGUUUCGUCUGAGAGUCAGGACAGUCAGAACACAUUAAACCAAAACCACCUACCCACCCGUGGACCAUCGAAGAUACCCGACUUCUCCAAAGUUAUUGACGAAUUCAGCAAGCUAAUUGUAGAACCAAUUGAAGGUCGUUUAGAAAACCUGUCUACCAAGAAUGGCCUUAAACCUCAACUGCUGAUCAUUCCACAAGGAGAAACGUUUAACAUACCAUAUUCAACGCUGCGUCUUAGUAAUGGCGAGCCGUUAUGUACAUUGGUGGCACCUCGGGAAGCGUUCUCUUUCCACUCUUAUUCCUACAGCAUGACACUCCAAGAAGGGGUGUCGCAGGUGACUGAGAUGAAGGACAUCCUCAUCGUUGGCAAUCCAACAAAAGACCUUCCAUUUGCUGAAAAAGAAGCCGAGAUGAUUGCAGAAAAGGCGGGAGUGUUACCGUUGUUGAGAGAGUCCGCCACCCGCAGUGAAGUUCUGCGCCGUAUUUCGAAAGCACCCAUAAUUCAUUUCGCGUGCCAUGGCGCGACCGAUGGGAAAAGCUUACAACUUGCUCCGGAACGUGUUAAAAACAACAGCGAAAUGGCAAGAGUGAGCUACCUUACUGUGGAAGAUCUCUCGAACGUGACCUUAUCGGCUAACAUGGUUGUUCUUAGUGCCUGCCACACUGCCCAGGGCAAAAUCAGUAGCGAAGGCGUGUUGGGACUUGCGCGUGCUUUUCUGAUGGCAGGAGCAAAGUCAGUGAUUACCUCACUGUGGGCAGUUGAUGACAAUGCCGCAGAGACAUUGAUGUUGAAGUUUUACAACAAUCUUUACAACGAGCCUGUCGUCAACGCCUUGGCAACCACCAUGUGUGAGAUGAAAGAAGAAAAAUUUGAAAUGGCUCAAUGGGGCGGUUUCAAAGUUCUUGGGGCAAACAUCAGAGUAUUUGCUAAUGAUUAAGCUGGAACGCGCUGGUGAUGAACUGUAUCAUAGACGGCGGUCCACACACAAAGACGGUCAUAGCGGAUGUAUUAAAGUUUCUUAACGUCU
Molecule: messenger RNA, 3159 nt
Organism: Dendronephthya gigantea
Lineage: Eukaryota; Metazoa; Cnidaria; Anthozoa; Malacalcyonacea; Nephtheidae
Product: tetratricopeptide repeat protein 28-like
Exons: 11
Coding region: 1-3069 (1022 amino acids)
Molecular function (GO): protein binding
Source: RefSeq, a predicted model, not a curated record